CGACGAAAAAUGGACCGUUGGGCGAGCCAGGAUGUAGGUGUGUUUUUCUUCAUUGGAGGAACGCCUUCAACCUUGGAUUGGCUCCCCCAACUACCUGGACUUUCGAACUACCGAAAUGUUCUGGUCGGUUUGUUUUUUUGGGGGUCGCUUUGGUUGUUGUGCUUGUUUGGCAUUUUUUUUUUGCGGUCGUGUGAGGUUAUUUGAUGCUAUUUUGUUGCGAUCGUGUUGCCGUCAGCACUGAAAAACUGUGACCAAAACUGGAAAUGGUCGUCGUUGGAAGAUGCCCAUCUCCAACCAACACCAGAUGGCUUCGCGUGCUACUUGGGCCUUCGAGACAUGCUGUAAUUGAUUUGAUAUCCUGCCCUGACACAUGACACGAUGGCGAGCGUCGUGCUGUGGGGGGGUUGUUUUUUGCAGCUCCACUGGCGAGGGGAUUGUUUUUUUGCAGCUCGAAAUUGUUGUCUGAGCGGAGAUCAGAUCGCCAUGGCGGACUGCUGUGAAGUGUACCAUGAAGAACCUCCCAAGCAGCCGAAGAAGAAGGAAAAGCCGCGAGACGAAGAGGAGAAGCGGCCAAGAGAGACCAAGAAGGUGGAUCAGGGGCGGAUCAAUGCACUCCAGAUGCUCGAGACCAUCCCCGCAGGAGAUGGGUCACGUGCCGGCGAGCUCUUUGCGAUCUUGGAGCAGUAUGCAGGCGACCGGGAGAUGGGGCGCUCCUGCGCCAAGGCAGCUGAGCGGAUGGCGGUGUCGGAGAAUGGGCUGGAUCAGCUGGCGGCAGUCGGAGCGCUACAGGGCUUGGUGAAAAUGUGGCAAGCCCAUGGCAACGACACCUCGGUGUCCGUUCACAUGAACCAGGUCAUGGCACGUUUUUGGGAGCGCGCCUCCAGUGAUGAUCAGUGGAUUUGCUUACCUGCCCAGUUGGCCGUUGGCAAGGCCCUGAUCACUUCCGGCCAAAGCGAAUGGCUGGCUGAAGCUCAUCGUGCUGCAGUGUCCAUGCAUGAGAAAGGCCACAAAACUGCAGCCAUGGAGCUCUACCGCUUGUGCAUUGAUGAGCUUGAAAAGACCCAUGGUCCAGAAAACCAAUGCGCUUUGCAAGCUCAAAACAACUUGGCAGUUCUUUUGGAGGAAUGUCAGCAGUUUCAUGAGGCAGAGAAGCUGCACACAGAGGUUUGCAAGAAGAUGGAAGCGCAGUUUGGUGCGGAACAUGGAGACGUGACGUCAUCCAAGUUCAACCUGGCUGCAUUGAAGGCCAAGAUGGGGAGCUUAGAGGAGAGCGAGAAGAUCUACCGUCAGGUCUUGGAAGUUCGUGAGCGAACCCUGGGGCCGCAGCAUUCCAACACCUUGCGCGCCAAGUCCAAUCUCGCGGAGAUCUUACGACGUCAAGAACGAUUGGAGGAUGCGGAGCAAAUGCUGAAGAACUUGGUUGACCAGGCGCACGUCUCCUUCGGAAGGGAUGACCCCACCACCCUGAAAGCACGAUGCCAGCUGGCGCACAUUUUGGCGGUGCAAGGGGACGAGACCCGACAUCGACAAGCAGAAGCUCACCUGCGUGAGGUGGUGUCACGUCGUGAGCAGAAGCUGGGUCCCAGCCAUCCGGAGACCUUGACCGCUCUGGGCCGUUUGGCCUUCCUGUUGGAGUGCAGCAACCCUCGUGAGGCAGAGCAGUUGAACGAGCAGAUCUGGCAGCGCUUGGAUUCCCUGGCGCCUGCCGAGCGCCGCCGCGGCCGCAGUCGCGCGGGCGGCUUCCUACUGGGCCUGGCGGAGUUGGGCGAGCCCGAGCGCGAAGAGGCCUUGGUGCGUCAGGUCGCCGAGCGACGCUCCAGCACCUUGGGCGCGACCCAUCCGGACACCUUGUCCGCCCGCGCGGAGUUGGCAUCGAUUUUGGGCCGGAAGGAGCUUCCGGAGGCACAGGCAGAGUCCUUGGCCUUGCGGCGAGAGGUGGCCAACUUGAGUGAGACCUGCUUAGGGGCUGAGCAUGUGGAGACCUUGGCAGCAAAGGCCGCCCUGGCAGGGGCCAUUUUGAGGUCCCUGGGCCCGGAGGCCAACCUUGCCGAUGUGAAGACGGCGCGAGCAGAGGCGGAAGAACUUCAUCUCAAGGCGACGGCGCGUUUCAAAGCCGCUCAAACGCCGAUGCCGAGCCCGACAAUCCCCUCCUUCGCUGGAUAUGCGCCAGGGAGCAGUAAGAUAGCCGUCUUGGCGCAAGGUUGAGUUGUUUCAAGAGCAGCGUCUCACCUGACGGGAGUGCUCCAUCCUUUGAGAGCAGCCCUCCAGUCGGGGCCAAGGCCGAGUGAGGGAGAAGAAGCUGGUCAAUCAUGGACUUAGCCAAGAGCUGGCCAACCUGCAUUCAAAGCUUUUUUACAAUCUUCUUGUCACGUCCCAAAGCAGGAGUAGUCGACUUGGACAGAUUUACUGAUUUGCUACCUGAGGAGCUUGACCCCGGGGUUUCCACACUCGGCUGGGCGCCUAAAGUUAUCCUCGCUUGAAACAAGCGACACCAGUCGCCCUUCAAAGAGGGGUGAGACUGGAAGCUAUUCAGCCGUGACGGAAGCGAUGAACUAUGACGAAUGUCCUUCUUUAACCCAGAGAUGCCCAGAGUUUGAGAAUCUGCGGUG
This is a messenger RNA of Durusdinium trenchii, 2609 nucleotides long. The record is from the annotation of a GenBank genome assembly. Lineage: Eukaryota; Dinophyceae; Suessiales; Symbiodiniaceae.